Molecule: messenger RNA, 10150 nt
Organism: Catharus ustulatus (Swainson's thrush)
Lineage: Eukaryota; Metazoa; Chordata; Aves; Passeriformes; Turdidae
Gene: SULF2
Product: sulfatase 2
Exons: 12
Coding region: 561-2924 (787 amino acids)
Cellular component (GO): endoplasmic reticulum; plasma membrane; cell surface
Molecular function (GO): calcium ion binding; N-acetylglucosamine-6-sulfatase activity; glycosaminoglycan binding
Source: RefSeq, a predicted model, not a curated record
UUCACCCCACCAUAAAAUUGACUAUAUAUCAAAUUCUGAAGCCCUGUAUAUUAUUAGAACUUGUGUUUACCCAUUAAAGAAAUGCACUUUUUUUUCUCUACACAGCAUGAAUCUCAAGAUUGUUUUCUUAACUUUAAGUUGUGAAAAGUUGAGAUAAAUUUGCAUCUUUUUCUUGACACGACUUCCUAAUAAUAUUACUCUAGAACCUGUUGGAAUGAAGCUAGUGUCUUAGACCCCGGAUCUUCUCUGCAGAAUUAAGAGGAAACAUAGGCACCUAGUUAAAAAGCAUGAUCAAAGAGGUCUGUAACAAACAAAUUAUUCAUACAAAAAGAGAAGUAAACCAGGAACUAUCAUUCUGCCUACGUGAAAUUUUACACCUGCGCUGUAAGUAUCUCAACUACUGUUGCCCGGAGUGGAGACCCAAAAUAAUGGAACUGGGCACAUAGAUUGUCCUCAUGUUUGUGGGGAAACCCUCCAACUGGGAACGGGAAAGGCUAAAACUCAAAUCCGUUAAAUAGUGAAAGAGACUUGACUCUUUUGGGAAAGCCUGCUCUCAAGAGAUGUCUAAGUCUAAACACAGACAGAUUUUAGCCCUCUUUCUGACACCGAAGCGCGAUGAGACACAUUUCUCGGUACAACAUUCCAUGUGGAGAAUUCCGGUUACUAGGCGGAAAGUGCAAAAAAUUUUUUCAGGUUGGGACUUUAUCGCCUGCACACUUGAGGAGGAUCAGUCUCACACACAGCUCCUGUUCCCUGGCAUCCCCGUCCCUGUCCCUGCCCCACCGGGCACUGCGGAGGCGGCUGUCCGGGCUAUGGGGGCCGAGCGCGCCGUGAGAGGAGCCGAGCGCCGAGGGAGAAGCAGCAGCCCCGGGACGGGCGAUUCCCGGCUGGAGGGGAAGGAGGAGGGGCACGGCCACAGCCCCCGAGAUGCGCAGGGCGAAGAGCUCCUUGCAGGCGCUGCAGGCUCCCUUCAGGCUUCCCCCUCCUCGGCUGCGCUUGGGCGGGAGCCCGCGGCAAAGAGCUGGGGGAGGCGCCUCGCAACAGAUGGUUCAAGCCGGCUCCCGGCUCCUGGCGCGGCCCGCAUUGGCCAGCGGCGCGGGAAAGGGCGGGCGGGCGCACCGCAGCGGCGGCUCCGCGGCAGGAGCGCAGCGCUCACAGCCCAGCUCGUUCGCCCCUCGCCGGGUGCCGAAACCACCUCCGCCCCGGAACGUUGGUCGCCUCUCACGGCUCCAGCACGUGAGACCUACAAAGAAAAAGAAAUAGAAGCCGUUAAGCUACCUUGUUCAGAGAGAACAUUAAAUCAGCACAACAUGGCACAGCAUAGUAUUGUCCUUGGAUUAUUCAUGAUGACUGUUUUAUCACUGUUGGAUGGAAGUUCAACUUUCCUGUUAAAUCAACGCCUGAAGGGAAGAUUUCAAAGAGACCGUAGAAACAUCCGCCCAAACAUCAUCCUUGUUCUUACUGAUGAUCAGGAUGUAGAACUUGGUUCUAUGCAAGUGAUGAAUAAGACAAGACGUAUCAUGGAACAAGGAGGAGCUCAUUUCAUCAAUGCCUUUGUGACAACGCCCAUGUGCUGCCCAUCCCGCUCCUCUAUCCUCACGGGGAAGUAUGUCCACAACCACAACACUUACACUAACAAUGAGAACUGUUCUUCUCCAUCCUGGCAGGCUCAGCAUGAAAUACGCACCUUUGCAGUGUACCUGAACAAUACAGGGUACAGGACAGCUUUCUUUGGAAAGUACCUUAAUGAGUACAAUGGCUCCUAUGUGCCUCCUGGUUGGAAAGAAUGGGUUGGAUUACUUAAAAAUUCUCGAUUUUACAACUACACUCUCUGUAGAAAUGGAGUGAAGGAGAAGCAUGGAUAUGACUACUCCAGGGAUUAUCUGACUGAUCUGAUUACCAAUGACAGUAUUACCUUCUUUAGACUAUCAAAGAAGAUGUAUCCUCACAGGCCUGUACUGAUGGUUAUAAGCCAUGCUGCUCCUCAUGGUCCUGAAGAUUCAGCCCCUCAGUACUCACAACUCUUUCCUAAUGCCUCAGAACACAUUACUCCAAGUUACAAUUAUGCUCCAAACCCAGACAAGCACUGGAUAAUGAGGUAUACUGGUCCCAUGAAACCUAUACACAUGGAGUUCACUAACAUGCUACAGAGAAAGCGCCUGCAAACACUCAUGUCUGUGGAUGACUCUGUGGAGAUGAUUUACAAUAUGUUGGCUGAAACAGGAGAACUGGAAAAUACGUAUCUAAUAUACACAGCAGACCAUGGUUAUCAUAUUGGGCAGUUUGGGCUGGUGAAAGGGAAGUCCAUGCCAUAUGAGUUUGAUAUCAGAGUUCCUUUCUAUGUCCGAGGACCAAAUGUGGAGGCUGGGUCCUUGAAUCCUCAUAUUGUGUUGAAUAUUGAUCUCGCACCCACAAUUCUAGAUAUUGCUGGGUUGGAUAUUCCGUCUGAUAUGGAUGGUAAAUCCAUUCUUAAGCUGCUGGAUUCUGAGAGACCAGUAAAUAGGUUUCAUUUGAAGAAAAAGAUGAAGGUGUGGAGAGACUCGUUCCUAGUGGAAAGAGGUAAACUGCUGCAUAAAAGGGAGAAUGAGAAGGUAGAUGCCCAAGAAGAAAAUUUUCUACCCAAAUACCAGCGUGUGAAAGACCUCUGUCAGCGAGCUGAGUAUCAAACAGCUUGUGAACAACUUGGCCAGGUAUGGGUCAGAGAACCCCUUUCCAAGGACUGUAACAUGUUCUGUGGACAAAGGGGUGAAGGUAAAUGGGUCCACAUGCUAAUGUGUCUGUUGUCACACUGGCAUUACCUCAUGUCCCGGCAGCCCAGAGGGUUGUCAGGGACACUCUGUUUAACAAUACCUGGAGUGUUCAGUACAAAAAGUGAAUUUUCAUAUCCUGAUGCAAAGGUAAGUACCUGUCUAGGUCAGAAUUAGUUGAAAGAUUAAUUAGUUGAAAUAGUUGAGUCGUUGGACUUAAGUUUUGGGUACCUGCUAUUCCAUGCAUAGAGAAGUCUGAGCAGUCCCAGGGAAUCUGAAGUGUGAGAGCAGGAGACAAGAAGCACAAAUAGAGAACAGACUCAGAAGGGUGGUGAAGGACAAGAGGCAAGGACAGAGCUUAAAGAAGAGGUAAAUAAAGCUUUGAAUAUGAGAUGGAGAAUUUGAAAUUCUGCUUUGUGAGCGUGCAAGUUUGUGAAUGCAGGUCUAUUGCCACAAGAAUAUUUUUCCAAAUCUCUGUCACUGUCCUUAACCUGUAUUUGUUCCAAUAAGAGAUUACCAAGAUCAUGGAGAUGAGGCUAUUUGUUGUGUCUAAAACCUUGUUUCACAGACCACUAUGUGGAAUUUUUUUUGGCAUCACUAAUAUAUGUAAAUUCUUCUGAGAGCAAUUGGAAUAUGUGUGUUGCUAUGUUUUCUUUUUCAGUUAUUAGGGUUUGGUGUGUGUUACUUAUUUGCAUCCAACAAAGGGUGACUGUAGAAUCAGAUGAAAGAGCAGCUCAGCAUCUAUAUUCAAGGAUUUAAAAGAGAUGAGCUCUUCCCAUGUGAAAUUUAAAAGAACCAAAAUGUUUAUCUUAUUACCUAAUGGCUUCCACACAAAUUUUUUUCUUUUCAGUGUAGUUUGACCUUUCAUUUGAAGCUGGCUGGUGAGUGGAAGCUGAACCACUUUUAUCUGGUAGCCUGCAUUAAUAUGCUUUUGUGGAAGCCAAUUAUGAUACCAUCAUUGCUCUGUAGAGUAUUCCCAGCAACCCCACAGUAUCAUAACAACAGCUGCACAAAAUCUCCAUUUAAAUAAGUUGCCAAUUUUGCGUACAUUUUAUAAACAUGCAAAACCUGCAGCAGUGCUGACUGCUAUAGGGAAUCUAUGCAGUACAUGUAAAAACUCCCAAAAUUAAAAGAUAGUAAUUUUUCCUUUGGCAGGACCUGACAUAGUACAAUUAUACUGCUAACUCAUGAAGAGAAAGUUCACCACCUGCCCCAAACUUUUCAGAUAUUUUCUUCAUUAGGACAAAUGAUACGCUCCUAAAUCAAGACCUCUAGCUUGUAACAUGUCAAAAGCAGAAAGUCUUGAAAGAGAGGGGUGUUUAACACCAACCAAAACUUGGUGGAAAACCAAGACUGCUGUGCAGUCUUCAUCCCAGCUCAUAUCAAAAUUCCAAGAGAAGAACCUGACUUUCCUCCUGCAAAGCCUGGCAGAACAGCUACUCAAACCAUCACAUAAGUGGCUUUUGUAAUAUAUCCUAAAGUCUGUCAAGCUCACAUUGUGCAAAACUUUCCAGACGCCUUCUUUUAACAUUAAAGCUGUUCCAGCUGGAGAUUUCCCAGCAUCCUCAGGCCAAGUUAGUUGCUGUGCUCAUGCUUUCUGUCACCAGCUGUGCUAAGCUUGUUCUGAUGCUUCUGCUUCAUUCCUUAUCCCACUUCCCAUUGCACAACUCAUGCUACCCAGCUAUUUGCUAGCAAAGCAGAAAAGUCUGGGCUUUUUUGGUUUAAUAGACAAGUUUUUGACAGUGAAUAGAAAUCUUGUUCAAAUGUAUAUUGCAAAGGAAGAAAAAAAUCAAACCACACUUCAUAACAUGUUCUCUCCAGGCUAAACUAUCUGCUACACAUAUCCAAGACUAACUUAGAACUAUAAUAUCUAUGAAACAUGAAUCUUAAUGGCAACAGUUGUAGACUGAACAGAUGCCUUGCUCUCUUCCAGUAACACUUUUUACCUUGAACAUGCAAAUGACCCAUUACCAAAAAAAGACAUACUGUAUUUUUCUGUGUGUUAAAAACCUAUUAUUUCCUUCACCUUAUCACCAUGAAGUGGGUUUUUCAUUAGUGCAUCAGUGUCUUCUUACCAUUACAGCAAUCACAGAUAUUAAUUCAAAGUCUUCGUCUGAGGCCCCAAUCAGAAAUAAAUAGCCAUGACUUUCCCUGAAGGAGUUUUUCAUACAAGUCACUCAUUUCCCUCAGUGAGUGUCUCUCAAUUGACACUACUUCCUUUGGGAAAAAAACAGACAAUCAUAAAAGUCUUACUAUGAAAUAUUCCACUGAAACACGUAUCUUUCAGACCUGAGCCCUAAUUAAUCAUUCUGUGUCUCAGCAGCUGGUGUUUGCUGUUUUGGUUUGGGUUUUUUUGGUUGUGCCAAAGAGAUUCCAUCUUAUUUUACAGAAAAGUUUAAGUGAAACAUUGAGCUGCCAGCAAGCUUCCUUAACUGCUCUAGGAGUCCAAGUUUCUACAGGACAAUAAAGUCUUCUGUCUUUCCCAACAACCUGAGAAAAACAGGUCUUUAAUUUAUGCAGAAGCUUUCUGAACGCAGUGUUGCUGCCACAUUAGAUGGUGAGCUAUCUGGUUUAAUGGCUAGAAAUACUCUAACUUCCAGUCUAAUUGAUUGAUGAGUAGUCAGAAUACAUUUUUUUUCCUUUUAUGAAACAGUACAGUUACAGUUUAGUUACCUUUUCUCUGCUGUGGUUUGCUCUUGUGUUGUUUUCCAUAGGGCUAAUGAGGACAAAGCAACAAAAUUCAGAGACACACACAAGAUCCUACUCUGCAAGAGGUUGUUCUGUUGAUUUUGCUGGCAGCUUGUCCUACUGCUCAGAUGGUACUAGGUUCAGGGACAGACAACUUGAAUUUACCAUUUUUUUGUCUCAUACACAUUACUACUUCUCUGUCCUAGUUGACUUAAUUGGUUCAUGUCUCCUCACAACAUGUCUCCAAUCCAGGCAGUCAGACCUCUCUCUUCUCAGCUAUUUUUUUGACUGAUUAUGCCCAGUUCCUUAGUUCUUCCCAACAGGUAUUUACUUCCUUAACAUUUUAAUAUUUUUGCUGGGUUCAUCCCUUCCCCUGGUGCCUUCUUCCCAUUCAUCCAGUGGCAGAAGAUUAAGUUUGGUUUCCUCUACUUCAUGUUAUCAGUAUAUAAAUGAAGACCACAACCUGGUUUUCAUUCCCACAUGACAUGAUUCUGUUACACCGACUCAUGAUUUUUGGAGAUUCAGUCCUCUGAACUCUCAACUCAAUUUUAGUUGUCACACACUACAUACCACUCAAACCUUGAAAUUAUUAGAUAGAUGAACCAUUUAUUGACAGAAUAUUUUGGGGGCUUUUUAAUGGCAUGAACUGUAGCUGACAUGAGGCAGGCAGGACAAGCACAAUUAGCAUGCAAAUGAAGAAUCCAGGUAUUCAGCUAAUUUUAAGAUUACAGUGAUAAAAUUAGUCUUUAAUAUAAUAAUUGGGUUCUGGUAUCAAAUGGUCCCAGCUGUUGCCUAAGGCAUUGCACAAGCUAAGAAGUCAGUGCAGUCUUAGCAGAAAUUACAUUAGCUAUGAAGGAAAAAACCAGCAGCACCAAAUGGGGAAUUGAUUUGUUUGUAGCUCCAAACUGAGCCUAUAACAGCACUGAGACUGAAGCCAGUUUCCUGACCUCCAGUAGUCUUUUAACUAAAGUACACCACUACCCAUAUCAGGAUAUUUUUAAAAGCUGGGAUUUUUAUUAAAUUUUAGUGUCAAUUUCAGCAAGCUACUUGCAAUGGCCAAUACUGUAAUGACAAGGUGUUAAAAAAUCUCUAACCCAGAAAUGCAAAUUUCUUGAUUGUGAAGCAACAAUCAAAAAAAUCCCAUAAGUAAAAUAGCCUCUGAAAAUCAUAAUGGGUUAUUUCUAGUUCAAGGAGGAAAAUAGUUUUGUUAAUUACAGUUCUUUGUAAGGAAUACAAUCCUCAGAUAACAGCACUAAUAAAUCAUCAUUAUUUUAAUUUUCAUGGUUUGUUGUCUUCUAAUUUUAUCAGUUCCAGGGCUGAUAAAAUUUUUAAUGUAAUGAAGUUAUCAGCAAGUCAUUUCUUGCUGCGAUCACAGAUUAAGAAUUUGAUCCUGAAAGUUGAUCAUGUGCAACUUGUUUUGAGAUUCAGGAACUGCAAAGAUCUGCCAAAGUACCAUUGAAGUUAUCUGGACUCUGACUGGCUUGACGUAUGUCACUUAUCAGGAGAACUUAAAUUCUUUCAUAACCUCAGUAUAUCUCUGCCAGCUACAAAAGUACCAAUAAACCACUAAAGUACCAAUAAAAGAUAGACAGAUCCAAAACUUUCUUCCCAAUUAAAUAAAAAAAUUCUCUUCCAACCUCCCUGCUCAGGCAGGGUCAUUCUAGAGCACUUGGUACAGGACUGUGUCCAGCUGUUUCUGGAAUCUCUCCAGGCGUAUUCUCUACACCCUCUCUGGCCAUUAUGUUCCAGUGUUCAGUCAUCUGCACUGUAAGGAAGUUCUUCUUCGUGUUCAAGUGGAACUUCUGUGUGUCGGGUUCUGCACCUUGCUUCUUGUCCUGCUGGCAGCACCGCGCAGAGCCUGCUCCAUCCCCUGACCCCUCCCUGCAUACGCCCCCACACGUGGGUGAAUUCCCCUCUCAGCUAAGCAGCCCCAGCACCCCCUGAGCCUUUCUUCAGCAGGGAAGUGCUCCAGUCCUUUCAUCUCCACAGCCUCUGUUGGACCUGCUCCAGAAGCUUCAUGCUUCUCUUGCUCUGAGGAGCCCAGAACUGAACACAGCACUUCAGAUGUGCCUCACUAGGGCUGAGAGAGGGGCAGGAUCAGCUUAGGGAACUGACAACGCACUCCAGGACACCAUUGGCACUCUUGGCUCCCAAGACAGUGCUGACUCAUGGACAACUUAUUGUCCAGCAGGACCCCCCCAGGUCCUUCUUCACAGAGCAGAUGGUAUGCUGUGCACUAGAAAGCAAUUUAAAAUGCCAGCAGUAACAGUGUUGAAAACUUCCUAACAGUUAAGCAGAGGCUUUCACAUUUUUCUUGCAAUUCCUGCCCUUUUCCCCUAAGUUUGAAAGCAUCUUGUAGAAAUGACUUCAGCUGAUAGAGAUAUUGUAUCAACCUAGAGAAUUUGCAUUUGGACAUACAAGCAGACCAAAGAUGAGCUUGGAAUCCCAGACACAUCCAUAUGCAUGCCCAUAUCUGUUUUGGGGAAAAAAGUAGUGGUUUGAGACUUUCCUUUCCCUGCUCUCCACCCCCCACUGCUCCCCCUCCAUGUAUUCAGCAUUUGCUUCUAAUGUAGUUUCUGUACCUCUGCACUGCAGAGCUACAUUCAGCACUGGAGCCUGCUAAUGCAUACAGUGUGCCCCAAAGCAAAGUCUUUGAGAUGUUUUCAGUGUAGCAUACAGCUGCACCAAAACCUAAAGGGUUUUUUCCCGUUCAUCUGGAGGGGAAAAACGAGCAUCAAUCUCCUGAUGAGAUGAAAGAAAUAGAAAAAAUAUAGUUUUUGGCCAUACAUCAGAGUACUUGCAGUAAUUCUUAUCAUGGCUUUAAACUUGCCCUCUGUUGAAACUUCAGUUUUCAUGAAUUAAAAUAUACCUAGAACAUAGAGCUCUACUGAGUGGAAAAUGCAGUUUGUUUAUAUAUUUUCAAAAAUAAUGUUCAGAUAAAAUGGGAAAGAGCAACAGACAUUUUUACAUCUAUUUCAGUGGUGAAAGAAAGCAUUGUUUAUUCUGGUAAAGUAACUUUUAGUUCAAACCUCAGUCUGUAGGUACAUCAAUCAGUUUAUAAAAUUAAGAGAGCAAUUUAUUCUUCAGGUCUUACUUCUUUACUGUAUCUGGAUAGAUACGUACUGCUUUGCAUUUGGAGAUAGUUGUGCAAAGGUUUUAUUGUCAGUAAAUUGCUGUAAAUUAAGCUGGGUUUAUCUGCAGCAGAGCAAGGCUUGGGCUGCCCAGGCCUUGGAACACAGAUACAGCUUGGCAUCCAGGUGUCUGAGGAAAUGGGUCAUUUUAUAGGCGAGGUUCUGCCACGGUGAUAGGUAAAUGUGCUGCAACUGGCCACUUCACUUUUGACUCCUAUUAAAGUCUGAUAAUAAAAGUGCAGUGAUACUGUUUUCUUACUUUGCUGUCCUGCAAACAAUGGAGUGAAUGUCAAUGGAAAAUACACACUUUGUUGUCCUAGCCUUUGCACACCUUGCUUUGCAAACGGAAGUGGUUGAGUCUCCCUUGUAGAGUUGUAGGCUGCUAUAAAAUAUCUUCCCUGGAAGAUGCUGCUGCUUUUACUUCUGUUCUUUUAUUUGGAAAAUUCUCAAUAUUCCAAUGAGUCCUGGAGGCACAGGCUUACAGAAUUUUGUAAUAGGGAAGAAGAGGAACUCUUCUCCAGACUCAACAAGAAACUGAGUGUUUCUGAAAAACGUUUUUUAAAGCAGUAGCAACUGCUACUGUAAGGGUUUUUUUAAUGUGUCUCUAAAGCCUCUGUAGCUAGUAAAGUGUUGAUAAAUUAAGGAGUAGGUGAAAUAAUUUUGUUAUGUGCCUGGGAAGUGGGUAGAACUUCUGUGCCAAGUUGAAGGCAGCUCAACUCCCUUGCUCUUGGUACACCUCUGACAGCAGCUCUGACAAAGGAACCGUGAACAAGUUAUUUCAGGUUUUGAGUAUCAGAGUGAAUUGGAGAUCCGGGACAGUAUUUUCUCUAGUGUGAGUGCAAAAGGGAGGGGUUUCUCACUUCAGAGACAUCCAGUGCAGCUCACCCUUACAAGUCAAUCCCAAGGCUGUUGAAUGGAAAAAGCUAUGAUGAAAACCACUCAAGAUGGAGAUAAACUCAUGCAGCAGCUAAGGGUUUCCACAGCUGAUCUGACCCUUUGAAAGGUCAUUGAAGAGACAGGCACUUUUGUAGAGCAAUCCUCGAAAACGCUUCAUCCCCAGAGGUGUUCAAGGACAGGUUGGAUGGACCUCUGAACCACCUGGUGUAGUGAAAGGUGUUCCCUGUGUAUGGCAGGAUGGUCAUUUAAGGUCCCUUCCACCCCAGACCAGUAUAUGAUUCUAUCUGGAGAGCUCCCAUAAAGCUGGAAGGUUUUGGUCCCACUGUGCUGAGAGUUGUAGUAAGACUCUCAGGAUUAGGAUGUGGCUCGGAUGUCCUUGGUUUAUGCCACAGUUAAGCUUCGGAAAAUUGUCACUUGCCACUGUCAUGUUUUUAGCUGUGGUAUUGUUUUUUUUUAAAAAAAUCAUUUGUUCUGCCUCUAAGUGGCACAAUCAGAAACAAAUGCAACAGUGUUCCAAAGAGUUGCUGUUUUGUCUGAAAAUAGAAGAUUACAAAAAUCUGGUUUGUUAAGAGGUGCUUACUAUUUACUACAUUUCCUCAUUUUACUACAAGGAAUAUCUGAUAAAUUACUGGAGCUGGCCGUUAGAAAGACCACAGUUGGGACAGAUUUUCAAUGACCAAAUUUUUC